Molecule: messenger RNA, 2361 nt
Organism: Thlaspi arvense
Lineage: Eukaryota; Viridiplantae; Streptophyta; Magnoliopsida; Brassicales; Brassicaceae
Source: the annotation of a GenBank genome assembly
CAAAAUGAAAAAAAAGGAAGAUAAUUGUAGCUGUACUGUAUACACAACCACCAUCAACAGUAACAAGAGGAUUAUUAUGCAGCGAUUGCUAUCUCUCUCCCUCGUCUUCUUCCAUUUUCCUCUGCAAUUCUCCUCACUCUUUCUCUCUCUCUCUCUCACACACUAAAUGCAGCUACUUCUCUUUCAUCCCUGCUAAUUUCCCUCUCAGCUCCCAUUUAUCCAUGAAUUUCUUGCGGCUACUCCCACGAAUCGUCCUGUCGAGCUGAGAAGGUACGGUGGUGACUUUCUUCAAUACAAAGUCAGUUUUUUUAUUAAUAAAGAAAGGAGAUUGCUGAAGCUAUUAUGACUUUGGGUGGUUGGGGCCAGAGAUUCAUCCAAGCAGCUUCUUCUGAAUCAGACGAUUCUGCUUUGGAUUUGGAGAGAAACCAUCAUCACUGUAACCACUUGAGUCUUCCAUCGUCUUCGAGUCCAUCUCCUCUUCAGCCAUUCACACUCAACAUCCAGCACGCAGAGAGCAACGCCCCUUACUUCUCUUGGCCUACUCUAAGCCGGCUUAACGAUGCCGUGGAAGACCGAGCAAACUACUUUGGAAAUCUCCAGAAAGGUGUUCUACCAGAAGUUAUUGGGAGGCUGCCAUCAGGACAACAAGCCACCACCUUGCUUGAGCUCAUGACCAUCAGAGCCUUUCAUAGUAAAAUCCUGCGCCGCUUCAGCCUUGGUACUGCGGUUGGGUUCAGGAUCAGCCGUGGCGUUCUGACGAACAUUCCAGCGAUACUUGUCUUUGUUGCUAGGAAAGUCCAUAGGCAAUGGCUAAGCCCAAUGCAGUGCCUUCCUUCAGCCCUCGAGGGUCCUGGAGGAGUAUGGUGCGAUGUAGAUGUUGUGGAAUUCCAAUAUUACGGUGCUCCUGCUGCAACGCCAAAGGAACAGGUUUAUAAUGAACUUGUUGAUGGCUUGAGAGGAAGUGAUCCCUGCAUUGGCUCUGGUUCUCAGGUUGCAAGCCAAGAAACGUAUGGAACCUUGGGAGCGAUUGUGAAAAGCAGAACAGGUAACCAUCAAGUUGGUUUCCUUACGAAUCGGCAUGUCGCAGUUGAUUUGGACUAUCCAAGCCAGAAAAUGUUUCAUCCUUUACCUCCAAGCCUUGGACCGGGUGUCUACCUCGGUGCAGUUGAGAGAGCAACCUCGUUUAUCACAGACGACCAAUGGUACGGCAUUUUUGCUGGCACAAAUCCAGAAACAUUUGUGAGAGCGGACGGUGCCUUUAUUCCGUUUGCAGAAGAUUUCAACACGAGCAAUGUGACCACGGUGAUAAAAGGGAUAGGCGAGAUAGGCAAUGUUCACGUCAUAGACUUGCAAUCUCCUAUUGAUAGCCUUAUUGGGAAACAAGUUGCUAAAGUUGGAAGAAGCUCUGGAUAUACCACCGGAACCAUAAUGGCUUACGCUUUGGAAUACAACGACGAGAAAGGGAUCUGUUUCCUCACGGAUUUUCUGGUCAUUGGUGAAAACCAGCAAACUUUUGACCUUGAAGGUGACAGUGGAAGCCUUAUACUGUUAACGGGUCCAAAUGGUCAGAAGCCACGACCCGUUGGGAUAAUUUGGGGCGGAACAGCUAACCGAGGAAGACUGAAACUAAUAGCCGGUCAAGAGCCCGAGAACUGGACAAGUGGAGUCGAUCUUGGUCGCCUUUUGGAUCUCUUGGAGCUUGAUCUCAUCACAUCUAACCAUGAGCUUGAAGCAGCUGCUCGAGAACAGGGGAACGCUUCGGUUACAGCCCUUGAUUCAACCGUAAGCCAGUCAUCUCCGCCUGAUCCGAUUCCCUCAGGAGACAAGCAAGAUGAGAGCUUCGAGCCAUUUAUUCCACCUGAGUUUCACAUAGAAGAAGCUAUCAUCAAACCAACACCUGAAGUAGAGGAAUAUUUGUUCAUUGCUCCUGUAUCAGUUAACGAGUCUACUUCUUCUGCUAGUAAAGUGCAAGAGAAACCCAAAGUUGAUGAUCUUGACGCUUUAAAGAACAGUUCCGAAGAAGAGGUUAACAUAUCUUUGCAUCUAGGUGAGCCCAAACUAAAGAAACCAAAGCGUUUUUAGCUGAAGCAGAGCCUAAGGAGUAAAGGACCAACAACAGGGGAUAUUACUGGAGGAGUAAAUCGGAAAUUGAUCUCCUUUACCAGUUCCCGGUUAAGUUUGGUUUGAUGGCGAUUUGAUUAAACCCAAAAAAAUUAUGUCGUAAUUGUGCAUAGUACAAUUGUAUUAUUCUUUGCGGACGAAACUAAAAUUCGAAGACGGAUACGAGUAUUGCAUAAGCUUAAGUUUAAUGUAAAUUAAAGGUGAUUAUAAUACUAUUACACAAAUGGGACAUUAAACCGG